AUGGCCCUCUUCCAGCAACCCCGGCAGAAAGUUCCAGAUUGGCAUAUGGCAGUGGUUGCCACUGAGGCCACCGGAUUCAGGUGGCACACGGCAUUGUCUGCCUCUCACCCAGCAGUGGCCCUUUUAGGCAGCACAGAACAGGAGGGUGUGUUUAAGCUGGAUUUGAGGAAAGAAGGCGGGUCUUCUGGUGCACGGGGAGUGAAUCUGCUCCGUAAGAAGGAUGGAGUGUCCCCAUGUGAGCGGUGCCGCUGUGAAGCCAACGGGGAGGUGCUGUGCACCGUGUCGGCGUGUCCUCAGACGGAGUGUGUGGACCCCGUGUACGAGCCUGACCAGUGCUGCCCCAUCUGCAAAAAUGGCCCAAACUGUUUUGCGGAAACAACUGUCAUCCCCGCUGGAAGAGAAGUCAAGACUGACGAAUGCACCAUAUGUCACUGUACUUACGAGGAAGGCACGUGGAGGAUCGAGAGACAGGCCAUGUGCACGAGGCAUGAGUGCCGGCAAAUGUAGGAACGGGACCACACACACACACAAGAACAAAAAAACAGACGUUUUUCUAGAACCUUUUACUGACGGGAACAUUCUAGAUGACUCUGGGGAAUAGCAUUCAACAGGAGAAGACUUUUGAGGAGGAAUAUGGAACAUGGUUGGUACUUUUGCGUUUCUUGCUAACAGUUACUGCAAAAGAAGGAAAUGGGUAUAUUUCAAAACAUCCACAAGAACUUUGGGCAUAAACCCCCCUCUCUAAAUAAAUGUGCUAUUUUCACAGUAAGUACACCGAAGGACACUAUUCUAUAUUAAAUGUAUUUCUAUAAUCCCUCUAUUAGCUUAUAUAAAUGUUUUCUAUAGAUACAGAUUAAAAAUGCUGUGUUGUCAACCAUG
Molecule: messenger RNA, 879 nt
Organism: Leptonychotes weddellii (Weddell seal)
Lineage: Eukaryota; Metazoa; Chordata; Mammalia; Carnivora; Phocidae
Source: RefSeq, a predicted model, not a curated record